GAUCAUUCGCCAGACUAUCUUGGGAUAUACUUAUCGAGUCAUCUCAUCACCACCCAACUCAACUUCUGGAUUUCAUCUCACAACCUCUCUUCCCCCGUCAACAUUCAUCCAUCACCAACCAGACACCACCAAACAUGUCCCUCCCGAACCCAGACAACCGCCCGCUCCUAAUUGGGCCUCCCACCGGGCCCGAGGCCCCCUUCCCCUUCCGCAUGGAGGGCGAAGUCAUUUCCGGCUUUGGCCGUGGCUCCAAAGAGCUCGGCAUCCCGACCGCCAACCUGCCCGUCGACGACGAAAACACCUGGAUCAAGAACAUCGACUCGGGCAUCUAUUUCGGCUGGGCAUCGCUCAAGUUGCCCGCUUCGCAUCCCAACUCAGUCUUGUACCAGAAACCUCCUACUUCCGAGCCGGUGAUGAUGGAGCCUGUUCAGCAGCAGCAGCAGCAACAAAAUCAACAACAACAACAACAAGAAGGGGGAAUUGAAUCAGCCCAACAAGCAAAGCUCGUCGACCAACAAACCGGCCAGUGGCAGAUUUACCCCAUGGUCAUGUCCAUAGGCUACAACCCCUUCUACAAGAACACGGUGCGCUCGGCCGAGGUGCACGUUUUGGGAGAGUUCGCGGCUGAUUUCUACGGGGUGGGCAUGAGGCUUUUGAUUACGGGGUUCAUCCGUAACGAGAAGGAUUACAGCGGGCUGGAGGCGUUGAUUGCUGAUAUCCACUUUGAUUGUGAGGUUGCCAGGCACAGUUUGGCGAGGAAGGGGUGGAGAGUGAGGGAGUUGGGUGUGAAAGAGGGGGGAGAGGAGGGUGAAUUGGAUGGGAGUUGGUUGGUGAGGUGAAGGAGGAGAGGUGAAAAGGGGGAAGUGAGAGGGAGGUGAAGAGAUGAAGGGGAAUUGGAAAGAUUAGAAUUUGUGCGGCGAGUGGGAA
This is a messenger RNA of Neurospora hispaniola, 927 nucleotides long. RefSeq lists its product as uncharacterized. NCBI's taxonomy places the organism in Eukaryota, Fungi, Ascomycota, Sordariomycetes, Sordariales, Sordariaceae. The transcript has a single exon. The record is from RefSeq and is a predicted model, not a curated record. Gene Ontology annotation, biological process: riboflavin biosynthetic process; FMN biosynthetic process. Gene Ontology annotation, cellular component: mitochondrion. The coding region runs from base 135 to 839 and encodes 234 amino acids. Gene Ontology annotation, molecular function: riboflavin kinase activity.